Stegastes partitus (bicolor damselfish) is the source of this 1174-nucleotide messenger RNA. It is a transcript of the gene akr1a1a, whose product is annotated as aldo-keto reductase family 1, member A1a (aldehyde reductase). Bases 44 to 1018 code for a protein of 324 amino acids. Gene Ontology annotation, molecular function: alcohol dehydrogenase (NADP+) activity. The record is from RefSeq and is a predicted model, not a curated record. Lineage: Eukaryota; Metazoa; Chordata; Actinopteri; Pomacentridae. The transcript is spliced from 8 exons. Gene Ontology annotation, biological process: aldehyde catabolic process.
CUCUGUCACCGUCUUUCCUCCAUCAGGUCCUCAGAGUUGCAGCAUGAACACCUUUGUGACUCUGUCUACAGGGCAGAGGAUGCCCAUGGUUGGACUCGGCACAUGGAAGAGUGCUGCAGGACAGGUGAAGCAGGCGGUGCUGACGGCUUUAGAGUGCGGAUACAGACACGUCGACUGUGCUGCCGCUUACGGCAAUGAGCAGGAGGUUGGAGAGGCCCUGGCUCUGUGGGUCGGUCCUGGGAAGGCUCUGCCCCGUGAGGAGGUGUUUGUGACCUCCAAGCUGUGGAACACCAAGCAUGACCCUGAGGAUGUUGAGGAGGCGUGCAGAACCAGCCUGGCCCACCUGGGUCUCUCCUACCUGGACCUUUACCUCAUGCACUGGCCAAUGGCAUUUCAGCGGGGGAAGGAGCUGAUGCCUCGGCGGGAAGAUGGAAGUAUUUGUUACUCUGACACACACUACAGAGAUACUUGGAGGGCCAUGGAGAGCCUGGUUGAUAAAGGUUUAGUCAAGGCUAUAGGAGUGUCCAACUUCAACGCCAGGCAGAUUGAUGAUAUCAUCAGCAUGGCUCGGCACAGACCAGUAGUGAAUCAGGUUGAAUGUCAUCCUUAUUUGUCUCAAGCAGAUCUUCUGUCACACUGUCGGUCAGUGGCGGUUUGUGUGACAGCUUACAGUCCUCUGGGCAGUGGAGACAGACCCUGGGCCUCUCCUGAUGAGCCAAGCCUGCUGGCGGAUCCUCAACUGGGAGCCAUCGCCCAGAGAUAUCAGAGAACGCCUGCCCAGGUUAUACUCAGGUGGCACAUUCAGAGGGGCGUCGUGUGCAUCCCCAAAAGCGUGACGCCCGCCAGGAUCCAGCAGAAUUUGAAGGCGUUUGAUUUUUCCUUGUCACAAGAGGACAUGAAACUGAUUGAAUCCUUCAACCGCAACCAGCGUUUCAUCGUUCCAUCAGUCGAGAGAGGUGGCAAGAGAGUGUGGCGAGACGCAGAACAUCCUCAUUUCCCCUUCCAUGAUCCUUACUGAGUCUACAAAUGCAACAAUUUACCUUUUGAUUGUUGUCAAAUACAUUUAUUUCCUCUCUUUGAAAAGAAAUGCCCUGCAAUAAACACCAUCUAGGUCACUAAAUUUGUCAAAUAUUGCUGAAGGGAAUGCACACAGAGCAUAAUAAAGAAAAAAAUA